AUGUCCACUACAGCCGUUUUAGUUUUAUGCGUCCAAGUUUUCUUGGCACAGAACGUGUUCAGCCAAUGUAUCGGCGCUGGUCCCCUCGCUAACGGCCUAGGUCUGGGUUACGGAGCCGGGCUCGGUCCAUACGCCGCUGGUUUGGGCCAGGUCGAGGCUCUAGCCGGUCCCUAUGGAGCUGGUUUGGGGCUCGGUGUAGGGCCAGCGCUCGUGCCAGAGGUGCUUGCCCCAGGGGUCGCUCCCUUCGGCUUGGACGGUCUAGCUGGCGCUUACGGAGGUGCGGGUAUAGGAGACAUAGCGGUGGCUGGUGAGAUGCCCGUCGCUGGAACCACCCUCGUCGCUGGACAGGUGCCCAUACUCGGAGCUGUUCGCUUCGCUGGUGACCUGCCCGCCGCUGGGACGGUCUCCAUCGCUGGCAGCUGCGGAUGUGGUGCUGGAGCUUAUAUCUACUAA
Danaus chrysippus (African queen) is the source of this 453-nucleotide messenger RNA. Lineage: Eukaryota; Metazoa; Arthropoda; Insecta; Lepidoptera; Nymphalidae. The record is from the annotation of a GenBank genome assembly.